AUGUCAGUAGUCUCUCAUAGCAAGAAUCUUACUCCUACUCCAUCUGCCUCAAAUCCGGAGAACGGUAUGCAUAUUGAGUCUCAGCAUGACACCUCCAGCCCAUACCCCGAGGGCGGCCUCGUAGCCAACCUGGUCGUGUUGGGCAGCUUCACCUCCAUCAUGGGGGGUCUGGGGCUGAUGAACAGCAUCGGGAUAUACCAAGCCUGGAUAUCCACGCACCAACUCGCGUCCCUCGGCGAAGGCCAAAUCGGCUGGAUUUUUGGGAUUUACAACUUCCUCGUGUUCUUCUGCGGCAUCCAAAUCGGCCCCAUCUUCGACGCCUACGGUCCGCGGCUGCUCAUGUGGACGGGGUCCAGCCUGCUCGUCCUCACCUUCGUCCUCAUGGGCUUCUGCUCCCAAUACUGGCACUUUCUAGUAGUCAUCGGGAUCCUCGGCGGGAUGGGGACCUCCUUCAUCUUUAUCGUCCCCGUCGCAAGCAUCGGCCACUUCUUCUACCGGCGCCGCGGCGCCGCCACGGGCCUCGCCAUGGCCGGCGGCAGCAUCGGCGGCGUCAUCUUCCCGCUGGUGCUGGAGAACCUGUCGCCGCGCAUCGGCUUUGCCUGGACCACGCGCGUCAUCGGCCUCAUCACGCUGGUCCUCCUGAUCCCCGGCUGUCUCCUGGUCAAAGGCAACUUCUCCCCCAAGCCUUCCUCCUUCGCGAUCAAAACGCUGGUCCCUGAUCUGACGAUUCUCAAGGAUGCCCGGCUCGUCCUGACCACCGCCGGCGUCUUCUUCAUCGAGUGGGGGUUCUUCGUGCCCCUGGAGUACGUCGCCUCGUACUCGCUGGCUAACGGCAUCUCCCGGCGGCUGGCCUAUCUGAUGGUCGUUUUUCUCAACGCAGGCUCUUUCCCGGGCCGCUGGCUGCCGGGCAUCGUGGCGGACAAGUUCGGCCGCGCCAACACCCUGAUCAUGACCAAUGUCCUGAGCCUGGUGUCCAUCCUGGGGGUGUGGAUGCCGGCCAAGGGGAAUGUCGCGGCGGUGAUUGCCUUCGCGGUGAUGUUUGGCUUCGCCAGUGGGAGUAAUAUCAGCUUGGUGCCGGUUUGUGUGGGCGAGCUGUGUCCCACCGAGGCAUAUGGGCGGUUCUAUACCACGGUUUAUACGAUUGUUAGUCUUGGGGCUUUGACUGGUGUCCCGAUUGCCGGUGAAAUCAUCCAUCGAUGUCAUGGGGAGUACUGGGGCCUGAUUGCGUUUGCUGGGUGUGCGUAUGCCGCGGGAUUGAUCUGUUUCAUUUGGGCGAAAGUGUUGCAGAAGCGGUUGGAGCGGAAGGUAUAG
Molecule: messenger RNA, 1311 nt
Organism: Aspergillus terreus NIH2624
Lineage: Eukaryota; Fungi; Ascomycota; Eurotiomycetes; Eurotiales; Aspergillaceae
Exons: 2
Coding region: 1-1311 (436 amino acids)
Biological process (GO): transmembrane transport
Cellular component (GO): fungal-type vacuole membrane
Molecular function (GO): transmembrane transporter activity
Source: RefSeq, a predicted model, not a curated record